UUCUAACCUAAAACAAAAUCCUCAAAGACUCUCAACACACUUUUCUGCACUGUUGACAGAUUCUGAAUUCAUCAAUGAAUUGAUGAAUAAUCAACAUUGAGGUAUUUCACAUACAAAAAUGAAAAAUUGAAGAGGGGUGUUUGGAGAUUUAUUGGUAAAGUGGUGAUUUUUGAACCAGUGAGCUGUUGUUAUGCGGGUAGCCUAUCCCUUACUGAGUAGGCGCAAGCUCUGCAUUGAGCAGCACCUCACCCCGAGCAGUGCAACCCAAGCAUGGAUCAUGUGUAGCGGUGUGAACCCAUACCAGUCUGUUACACCCUGCCUUCCACGUCUGGCGGUCCAGUUCUCCCGUAUUGAUUGGGGGUCCCGCCUAUAUUGGUCGCCAUGGCAACGAAAACCGUCUAGGCGCAUUGUCAUAGCCCAGGGCUGUGUACCAACUACCAAACUCAAGUCGCGCUCCUUAAGCCAGUCGCCGCGACGUUCUUUCACAAAAUAAAUACAACUUGCACUCUUUCUCUCAAUAUUACACAUUCACAAACUAUCUGUGUUCACCUGUGUUGUCCGUUUCUGUAAAUGUUCGCUACCAUCCUGUGCUUCUGAGUUCUAACUUGUUACCUACGUCUCCAACCAAACCUUCUCCUCGUCAACUUCUUAAGAUUUGUACGGAUUUAGCACUAAACUUUGUGCGCUGAUAGUCGGGGAGGCAGCCGGAGCAUGGUGUGGUGACCGGAAGGGGCGGUGUCAGAAGGGGGCAGUGGAGCAGGUGGGGCAGGUGGGGGUGGUGGACUAGGGGGGACCAGCAUGGGCAACAAGCUGAGCUGUUCGUGUGCGCCGCUCAUCAGAAAGGCCUACCGCUACGAGGACUCGCCCUGGCAGACGUCCCGGCGUCGCGAUGGCCAUCUGCUCAGGUUGUGGGCUGAGGUGUUCCAUGUAAGCGCUAGCGGCACAGGCAGCGUGAAAUGGCAGCAGGUGUCCGAGGAUCUGGUGCCAGUGAACAUCACCUGCAUCCAGGACUCACCCGAGUGCGUCUUCCACAUCACCGCCUACAACAGCCAAGUCGACAAGAUACUCGAUGUCCGACUAGUUCAACCAGGCACAAGGAUUGGCCAGGCAUCCGAGUGUUUUGUCUACUGGAAAGAAACAUUGACCAAUGACACAUGGGGCCUCAACUUUACAUCUCCUAUUGAUGCUAAACAAUUUCGCGAAUGUUGCUCACCCUCUUUCAAGUUCUCUCGCAAAGCUUCUUCCUCGUACUCGCUCAAACUGGAACCGCCGAACAAGCAGAAUAAAGUGAAGACGAAGCGCAAGCCGCUGUCAACCCCUGCGUCGCCGAGUCGCUCGCGUGAGCCACAGUGCACUUGCAUGACUGCAGACCAGUAUGCAAGGCUUCGUGCUCAGGAUCCCAGAUAUAGAGGCUCAUCAACACUCCCAAGAGCCCAGUCGCGCGUCAGCGACGUGACAGACGGUCGCUCGUCGACGCUGGGCGACAAAGUGACCGCGGCUACUAGUAGCACGUCACUCUACGACAAUGUUUCGGGUGGCGCCAAGCAGCAACAGCAGCAGCAGGCGACAACUGCGACAGUCGCGGCGACAGCUGCAACUUCAGCGACUUCAGCCGCCGGCCGACAGACGCAGACCACGCGCGACAGGGAGACCAGCACGCCUGGCGGCAAGCUCAAUACCACCAAUCAUGUCGCAUCGCAGGUUGCUGGCUCGCAAACUGAAGACGGUCAAGAGACAAGCAAGAGCGAAGGCACGCAGGCGGGAGGCGUGAUCAGUGGCGGGGGUGGUGGCGGCAAGAUGACCACCGGGACUUGCACCCCUCGGCUGGGAGGCAAGGACCAACCCAAGGCAGGCGGCGACUACAGUGAGGGCACGGAUAUGGUUCGCGAGGCCGAGCUCAGGGCUGCCAAUAACAACAACAACAUAAACAACAUCAACAACAACAACCGGGCCCGCUCAACCGCCAACAACAAUAACAACAAAGUCUGCAAGGAGGAUCGGUCAGGCAUGAGCCUAGACUCGAACACACUGAAACGCAUGCUGAAGCCAAUGCCCUCGCUGGAGAGCCCCGUCACCAGCCCGGAGAUGACCCGUCGAGGCUACAACUACUACAACCACCACAACACGCACCACUUCAACUACCACCCAAACAGCACCGGAAACAACAACUCCAGGGGACGUCACAUCAUGUCUGAGUCUGACACCCUCUCACGACAUAAGGCCAAUCGCUUCUCAAGCUCUAGGUCGUCCCAUGACAUAGGCCGCUGUCAACGCGAGUUUUCCGGGCGCGGCCUCUACCUAGAGCUGGGUGGGUGCGGGGGAGUGGGCGUGGGGGGGCCCGCCGACUUGUCUCCCCCCUCUGACAAUGUCCUGUUUGACAAUCAGUGCUAUGCCACCACCCCCAGCUCGAGCAAUGGCAACUCUGACCUUGAUCAACCCUCACACCAUCGCCAGGGACGUGGAGGUGGUUACCAUGGCAACAGAGGAGAGCAGCAGAUGGCAGUGAGCACCCCCAGUUCACCAACUAGUCGCUUGCUGCUUGAAUACGAGAUGCAUCUUCGCAACACCCUCGCCAAGGGCAUGGAUGCCGAAAGCUAUAGUCUCCACACUUUCGAAGCUCUUCUCACGCAGAGUAUGGAGAAUCUUGAAUUCGCAGAACAGCUUCCAGUGAAUACUCGAAGCCCAUAUCCUUGCCGAAGGAGACCAGGCAGUAGCGCUAGCAUGAACAAGUCAUCCACCCUUCCACUGCCCCACCGUCUCAGCAUGGACAGACCGGCCAGCAGUGCCGGUGGUGCAAGGGAGAGAGAUCGAGUGAGAGAUACCGACAGAGAUGGCUACUACAGCGACCGCAAUGAGCUGAUGCGUGAGAGAGAGCGAGAACGAGGUUAUCUUAGUGAUCACAACUCAUCAAGUCGUUGCGCGUCCUGUUUGGGCGAAUCUGCGCGUGCGCAAUGGUUCCGUCACUCGGACGGUUGGCGCUCGGGUAGUUCCACCCUGGGCUCAGGCAGUGUGUCGAACUAUCCGAGCAGUAGUGUGGCCACGGGGCAUGCGCCCCCCCUCGGAGGGCACAAACGCUCGCCCUGGGACUCGCUGCCUUCUCUGCGCCAUGAGGGAAGCCUCGGCGACAGCGGUUACAAGAGCAAUCGCGCUGAUUCUUUCGAUCAAGGUCGGGGCAUGUUCGAUCGUCAGGACAGCUUGAGGUCGGACUACAUGAGCGACCGGGAGACGCGCUAUGGCAUCGUACAGCAGGCGUCCAUUGAGAGCACCGACUCACGGCUCUGCUACCUGACUUCAUCUGAGAUGUCGGACGACGACCGUAUGUCGCUGACGACAGCCGUGAGCGACGAGGACGAUGCCGAGAGUGUGCACAACUCGCCCUACCGGGCCAAGCAGACGGGAACUGCUGCUGCCUCCUUCAACUGCACGGGUGCUGUACGCAAAGCUGGGUUCCUGAGCGUGAAGAAAUGGCUGCUGCGGAAGAAACACCAGAUCGAGCUGGCGCGAAAACGCGGCUGGAAGGGCUACUGGGUGUGCCUGAAGGGCACCACUCUGCUCUUCUACCCCUGCGACUCCCGGGAGGGACGCUCUGUCGAGGCGGCGCCCAAGCACCUCAUCAUAGUCGACGGCGCCAUCAUGCAACCAAUCCCAGAGCACCCCAAGCGCGACUACAUCUUCUGUCUCAGCACCGCCUUCGGUGAUGCUUAUCUAUUCCAGGCGCCAUGUCAGGUGGAAUUGGAGAACUGGGUGAACAGCAUCCACUCGGCGUGUGCCGCCGCCUUCGCCAGACACCGCGGAAAGACCGGAACACUCCAUCUUCUUCAGGAAGAAAUCUUCCGUUUGGAAAAAGCUAUUGAAUCGGAUCACAAGCUGAAGCACAUGGCAGAUCUACAGCAGAGUGUCGUCUCAGAUCCUGAAACAAAGCAGCAGAUCAACAAUCAAAUUGUUCAGUGGGAGGAGAAUCUCGAGAGAUUGCAUUGCGAGCAGUUCCGACUACGUUGUUACAUGGCUAGCUUACAGAAUGGCGAGCUGCCUAAUCCAAAGAGCCUGCUGACACACGUGUCUCGUACGACGAAGAACACGCUGAACAAGCUGGGAGUGUUCACGGUGUCGUCGUUCCACGCGUUCAUCUGCGCACGCUCGCCGUCGCUGCUCAACAACCUGCUGGCCGGCCGUGGAGCCACCAAGCGGCGGCCACCCAUGCUGUCGCGGUCCAACUCGGCGUCGUCCCGCCGAUCGCUGCAGAUGUCCAGUCGCGAUGACGCCGAGAAACUCGUCAAGGUGUCCGUGCCCGAGAAUCAGUUUGUGAACGUUUACCUACGAGACGCGAUGUCUGUGGAAGAGUUCCUAGCCAGUGCUUGCAGUCGCAAGAACCUGAAUCCGAUGGAGCAUUUUGUGAGAGUGAAAAAGCGACGAGACAUGGAAGAUCACAACUAUUUUGUGCCUCACCGUUCAGAUCUCAUAGAAACAUAUUUGCAUACGCAUGAAAUAGUGGAGGUGUGCGCGAAGAUCUUGUACCAAGUGGAGCUGCAGCGAACCACCCUGGAGCACAUGUGGGGCUUUUCGGUGGAGGCCGAGUUGAUUGAGAAUGCUGACCGCCAGGAUGAGCUGUGCUGCUACGUCAGUCGGGUCGAGGACAAGAGUGUCGCCAUGCAUAACGGAAUCAUAAAAGGCGACGAGAUAAUGGUGAUCAACGGUGCGAUAGUGAGUGACCUGGACAUGAUGUACCUGGAGUCGGUGCUGCAGGAAGAACUGUCUCUAUGCAUGAUGAUGCGUUCCUCCCGCACCGAGCCUCCCGACCUGGCGCCGGGCAUCCUCCGGUCGACUGACAUCGAGAUUGAAAGCCUCGUGUGUCCGCCGCCACCCUCCGAACCACCCGUCAUCUCCGAGGAGAUGAUCUCGGGCCUGAUUGUGCCGGCACCCGGCUGGAGCAAGGACAUGUACUCGCCCGAGACGGAGAGCUCACCCGCCCCGCCCGCCUCCGAGGCCACCAGCAAGCAGGCGUCGCGUGCCAACUCCUUCGAAAUUGAGAACUUGCUCAAGACCGCCGAACAGGUGACUGGUUUCUGUCGGUCGCCGCAGGAGACUCGUAAGUCGUCGCCGACGGGCAGCGUGGUGAGCCGUGGCGAGUGCUCACAGGCUCUGCUCACUCCAAGCAGGCAGCUCACUGACGCCGAAAAACUGCGCAAGGUCAUCCUGGAGCUCAUCGACACUGAACGCACCUAUGUCAAGAACGUUCUCUUCUCUGUGGGCAGCGCUUUUCUUUACUAUGUCAAUCACUUCAAGUUGUACAGUUCGUUUUGUGCAAGUCAUUCCAAAGCUCAAAAAGUGUUACAUCCCAAUGAGGGAAACCAAGCACUGCAAGAGUUCCUAUCUUCUAGAAAUCCCCGUCAACAACAUUCCUCUACACUUGAAUCGUACCUGAUUAAACCCAUACAAAGAAUACUCAAAUAUCCGCUGCUUUUGCAGCAGCUUAGAAACUUGACUGAUCCUCAAUCUGAUCAACAUUUACAUUUAGUCGAGGCUCUUAAAGGAAUGGAAAAAGUAGCGGAGCACAUCAAUGAAAUGCAAAGGAUCCAUGAGGAAUAUGGAGCCAUAUUUGAUCAUCUAUUUAGGCAGCACCAGAAAUCAUGCAAACAACCAAUUGAUCUCAGUCCUGGUGAUUUGCUCUACUACGGAGGUGUUGAGUGGCUCAACAUUUCCGAUUUCCUUGGAAAAAUCAAGAAGGGUCUUGAACUUCAUGCGAUGUGCUUUGUUUUCAAAUCGGCUGUGGUAUUCCUCUGCAAAGAACGACUCAGACAGAAGAAGAAGUUGAUGAGUGUGGCUAGUAAAGGCAGUGCCAACGAGGUGGAAAUAAUCCGUUACCAAGUGCUGAUUCCCGUGACUGAGGUGCAGGUGAGAGCCAGCUCAGCCAAGGACAUGGAUUCGCACUUCUUGUGGGAACUCAUUCAUCUCAGGUCCCAGUUGCAGAGGCGAUCCGAAAAAGUCUAUGUUCUCUCAAACAGUACAUCUGAUUUCCGCAAUGCUUUCCUGAAAACGAUAAGACAGAUAAUAAGAGAGAGUGUGAGGAACAUGAGCAUACCAGCCACCAAACCUGGGACGUCUCCUUCCCAACUGGUCAGCAAUACAGCCACUCUGGGCAGAGUUACACCUGGGAAUGCGAAUGCUCACAAACAACAAGGCAUGGAGCAGCAGCCAAUGAUGAGCAAGACGGUGACGGCGAGCGGCGUGGUGAUAAUGCAGGGCUCGCACACACUCGGCAAGCCCAAGAAGCCGCCCAAGGGACCGCAGCGCCACUCGGCCGGAAACAUCGACUACGACAACAUCGAGAUGUCACCGGAUGUCCCCCCUCAGACCAGUCAGCACUUCCGCUCCAGGAGCAAGACUGUCUCCGAUGUUGACGAGGCUACAGAGAAGAGCGGCAAACACGAUUGUGACCCGGGCACCAAGUCGGAGGGCGAAGACGACACGCACGCGCAUGCGGGCACAAGCGGAGGCGGCAAGGGCAGCAAGUCGUCACUGGGUCGCACCCCCAACCACCUCACUCUCAGCACCACCUCCACCCUGUCUGCGGGCAGCACCGGCAGUCAGGCGAGGCUCAUCCAGAGCUCACAGCAGCCCGAGAACUAUCACCCGCCCACCGUCAAGGACCUCGGGUCACCAGUGUGGAAACCAAGAGACAUAGGGGACACGCUGACCUUGCCCCGAAAGAACAAAACCCCUUCCACCUCCUCUGCCACAGACUAUCGCUCCCUAGGUCGGCGCGACCACUCCUCCAAGCAGUAAACUGCUGACUCAGUAAUCUGCGCAGUAAACACACAAUACUGCAAACUCUGCUCAUCACCCAGGCUCCAGACCAUCACAGCACAACUCCAACCCUCAUCUAACAACGGUAACACAUUAUUUUCUAUAAGUAAUCGGUUGAAAGACUACAUGUAUGUGAGUGUAUGUGUGUAUUUUGUUGUUUUAUCGGAGGACAAUUUUCUCGGUAAGGUUGUAAGAGUUAAGAUGGUUGUAGAUCGCAUGAAGAACGCAAGGUUUGGGCAAUCAAUAUUAAAUAAUUGUUGGUCAUUUCUUUCAUUUAUCAAUGACUCAUGCAAACCUGAAUAAUUGAAUAUUGUUGAUCAUCUCAUUCAUUCAUCUAUUAUAUAGCAAAUGCACAAAGACUUCAAGCAACUCUUUAACAAGAGUUUUUAUUUCAAAUGAUUGGCCAGAUUACAGAACGGCAGUCUAUGGUACUAAUAUAAAACUUCAUAUCCAAAUUCAUCCACUAAUGACGACAUUAUGUCCACUAUUGACGACAAACAGUUGACAACCAUAUUUUUCUUCAUGCAAUUAAAUAAACAUAGACUGAUGUCCAUCUCCACUGAUGUCAAAAAUAUUAAUAGACUUUUUCGAUAGUAAAAAUAAUAAAAUAUGAUAACUAUUGUUUAACUAUUGACCACAAGCAGUGAAAAACUAUUGUUUAACUAUUGACGACAAGCAGUGAACAACCAUAUUUUUCUUCAUGCAAUAAAAAACAUGGAAAUCUCCACUGAUGUCAAAAAUAUAAAUCGACUUUUUCGCUAUAAAAAUAAUAAAAUAUGUUAGCUAUUGUUAACACCUGGGUAUCAGUUUGUGAUACUGGGCAUUAAAUGAUACUGGGUUAUUUAAUUUGGCACACUUGGGUUGAUAGAAUCCGCUGACUCCAUGUUAAACUGCCGUAUGAAUCAAAACUGCUCCGAUCAUAAUAUGGUAUUGAUUCAUAUGGCGAGUCAGAGAAUUCAGAGUUAGCCAAUUCUAUCAACCCUUGAGAAUCACUCCAUUGGUCAAAAAAGCUGUGUCUUGAAAAAAACAGGAGAAAGGUACUGUACCGGCACUAGUCUAUCAAAACAGAAUACUAUUGAGUAGACUAACAAUAUGGAUUGUAUCAAAUAGUACAAUAUUCUGUAUUUAUAUAAUACUUGAUUUGAGUAACUGUAAUAUUCCUUUCACACAAUGAUACUCCAGUUUACUUGUAUUAAUACCCUUUCACUCGUUUAUAGUUGAAACUAUAAUUAAUACGUUGUUCAGAAUAAGAAACGACACUGCCUUCUACAAGCAGCAAACUAAAAUCUGUAGAUGUGUGUCAUUAAUUGGUCGGAGAGUCAAAUAAUAUAAUACUAGUAUAGUGUUGACGUGAUGCCAAGUGACUGAUGCUAGUCAACUAGACUAAAAAGAGAAAAGUGAUCAGCAGUAUGUUCACUGUAAUCUCUAAACUCAGAUUAACUAAUCACUAAGCAAAUUAACAAUGAGAUUAACUCUCAUGGUCAUUCGAUUAACGAUUUUGUCAAUGCUAUGACAUUGUCAUAGGUUUGACUUCUCUUAAAAGAUUGUACAUCAUGAAUCAUACCUAUGUGUACCAAUAUUCUCAAUUUUCCUCAAUUUAUAAUUGACUUAUCCAAAUCAUGCGUUCUACAUGAGAAAUUGUAUUUGUAUUAACUUUUAGAAGUUGAAUCAAGGUGAUUUUUCAAUGAAUUUCUUAGUUCAUCUUUCAAUUUGAAUGCGGAGAUUGAUAUGAUGAUUUAUAUUAAACUUGAUUUUGGAGAACAUUCAGGAUAUAUUCUUCUUCUAAAUACAUGAAUGAUGUUAUUAUGAUGGUAUUCCAUCAUUUUCCAGUAACCAU
Messenger RNA from Nilaparvata lugens (brown planthopper), 8641 nucleotides. It is a transcript of the gene sif, whose product is annotated as protein still life, isoform SIF type 1. Gene Ontology annotation, cellular component: membrane; synapse. The transcript has 32 exons. Gene Ontology annotation, molecular function: guanyl-nucleotide exchange factor activity; protein binding. The coding region runs from base 799 to 6783 and encodes 1994 amino acids. Gene Ontology annotation, biological process: activation of GTPase activity; positive regulation of axonogenesis; small GTPase-mediated signal transduction. NCBI's taxonomy places the organism in Eukaryota, Metazoa, Arthropoda, Insecta, Hemiptera, Delphacidae. The record is from RefSeq and is a predicted model, not a curated record.